AUGAUUGCCAAAUUAACCGUAAACGGAACUUUUUGCGAAAUUACGAGCGAUUUUUGUCUCGACGAUAACGCGACGUUUUGGCAAAUCCUACCGACUGCGCCAAUUUUAGUAAAAACCCUAUAUUUUAUUCCCUCCCCAUUAUAUAUAAAAAUAGAUAAAAACAUACCUUCCAACAAUCACAUUCCUACAACGCCUAAGGACAUCAUUUCCUCAUCCGGCAACACCGUAAUUGUCGAAAGGGCAUAUCUUCCUAAUAUCACCAUCAAGCCCUUGGGACCAACUCUCAGGCACGUGCUCAAAAAUUCCUUACAAAAAGGUUUGUGGAAAUCCAAAAUUACACGUGCCUCCAGCACAACUUGCGGUUUAUCCAGUAAACCAAAGAAACGGAUUCCACGCGAAAACUGCAGCCAAAAUCCCUUAGGUACAAAGGCGAAUCCUAGGACUCAAGAAGGCUUGGCAGCUAAAACGACCAUUCAGGCUGAAAGUUGGGGUAGAAAAGACGGAAGGAAGAACUUGAAAGUUUUGGAUGUAGAAGCUUUUGAACGUCUGCUGGGUCCGUGCAUGGACAUCAUGAAACGGAACAUCACCGACUAUGAAGAUCAAAUGCUCAAAAUUUUCGGCUCGAAGCAAAACAUAAAAGACGUACGAUGAAAAGCGACUCGAUUUUAAAAAGUUGCCAUCUUAAAAUAAAAAGUAAUACCGCGCACGACCCACCACUGUCCUGUCAACCUUUUUAGUUGAGAUUUUAAAUUUAUUUUUGUGUUUUUCUUUUGGUUGUGUGUGGAAAUUUUUCAUUGUUGUGGGAGAUAAUUGUCAACUUAAAAUAAAACUUUACAUCACUUCAAAUUAUUAUAAAUAUAGAUUGGUAAGGAAUUUUAUACUGAAUAAGUGAGUGUUUAGGAUUCUAUUUCUUCCUAAAUAAGUUUGUUGCGGUAAUUUUUUUAAAUUAUCUACUAGUCAGAAAAAAAAUAUGUAAAUAAUAAUAUUAUAAUCUCAGUAAUAAUUUGGAAGCACAGCUGACAACAUAUCAAGUUAUCGUUUAAUUCAUCACUCAUCUUUGGUUAUUAUUGAAAUUAAAAUUUGCUUUUUUUUUUAAAUGCUCUUUUGAGCCUCUCGGAAGAAAAAAUGUGUGCAAUAUUUCUUCAAAAUUCCUCAAAACUCGUUCCAAAUAUUCAAAUAAAAAAUGUUUCCAAUAAAUUAUUUAUGUAAUUUAAGUUUUGUUUUGCUCAAGAAUUUUUGUGGUAAAGAUCUGCUAUUGCCGAUCAAAAAUGAAUCUAUAGCACAAAAUAUUUACAAUUUAAGUGAUUAUUGAAAAUCAAAUUUAUUUAUUGUUUUUGUUAUUUUAAUUUUUAGUUAAAGACCAAUUUUGUUCAUUAAUAUAUAUCAUAUUUUUUAAUUAAUAUUUAGUAUUAGUAGGCUAUUUUUGACUUUGUUGGCACAUUCGAAGUCCUAAUACUGAUUAGAUAUAAUUUGAAAUAACAAACUUUGAUGAAAAAGUUGGCCUUUAUAAAAAAACUUAUGUGUAUUAUUUUUCAUGGUUGUGUUUUUUUUUUUUUUUAAAUUAAAACUCUCAUCAAAGAUUUUGGAUAGCUCUAUAAAAGUCGGAGACAAAACUGCCACUCAGUAAUUUUCGACUUCGAGUCAUUGAAUUUGUUUUCAUAAAUAUCUUUUUGUUAUAUUGUGUAAAUGUGCUAGUGUAAUAUAAAAUGAAAUUCCCUUCGUUAUUUAUUCACAAAAAAAAAAAAAAAAAAUGUA
Messenger RNA from Ceutorhynchus assimilis (cabbage seed weevil), 1755 nucleotides. NCBI's taxonomy places the organism in Eukaryota, Metazoa, Arthropoda, Insecta, Coleoptera, Curculionidae. The record is from the annotation of a GenBank genome assembly.